AAUAAUAAAAAAGCCGCGAGAACGGACUGCCGGUGAGACGACAACGACUGGGACAAAGCAUCGAAAGAACAACAAGAAUUUUUCGCAAGUUUUCCGAGAUUGUUUAGCUCUUAAAGAGAUACUUUUUCUUCUUGAAACGCUUUGAAGGAACAAAUAAAUAUGGAAAAUAAUUCCCACACAAAGGCUGAACAUCCCAAGUGUGGCCGAUGCAAUACAAAUGUCUACCAAGCUGAGUCCAUCAGUAUGGCUGGCAAAGAGUGGCACAGACGGUGCUUCUCGUGUGCUGAUGCAAAAUGCCGUAAGAAACUCGAGAGUACGACUUGCUGUGACGCCCAGGACGAGAUCUGGUGCAAAUCAUGCUACGCCAAGCGAUUUGGUCCCAAAGGGUACGGAUACGGACUAGGUGCUGGAGCACUAAGAUUAACCAAGGGACAUUCAGGGGAAAUCAACCAAGCACCCAAGAUAUUUCUCCCCACGGAAAAAGGAGACUUUAAGGAAGGAAGCUGCCACAAGUGUGGUCACCCUGUGUUUGAGGCAGAAAAGAUGAAUUGCAGUAGUCAGGUUUAUCACAAGCAGUGUUUUUCGUGUUUUGAGUGUGGCAUUCAGCUCGAAUCAACGACGGUCAAUGACCAUGAGUAUGGGAUUUAUUGUGGAGCGUGCUACGCCAAGAAAUUUGGCGCCAAAGGUUAUGGAUAUGGUCUGGGAGCUGGAGCUUUAAAAUUCACUGGAAAAUAGAGAUUCUGUUGCUUCUUAAAAAUGGAUAAAUUGUGCAGUUGUGCAGUUUUAAAGGUCAACUAAAUA
Messenger RNA from Actinia tenebrosa (Australian red waratah sea anemone), 801 nucleotides. RefSeq names its product cysteine and glycine-rich protein 2. Gene Ontology annotation, molecular function: actinin binding; structural constituent of muscle. Gene Ontology annotation, cellular component: nucleus; Z disc; cytoplasm. NCBI's taxonomy places the organism in Eukaryota, Metazoa, Cnidaria, Anthozoa, Actiniaria, Actiniidae. Gene Ontology annotation, biological process: muscle tissue development; sarcomere organization. The record is from RefSeq and is a predicted model, not a curated record.